CAGGCUGCUUCAUCACCUCCGUGGACGCAGACUCCGGAUCCUCUCCGUCUCCCUCCCUCCCUCCCUCCCUCGGUUCCUCACAGCAUGACAUUUGAGGGAUACUUCUGCAGCAGAGAGCAGCUUUGCUUCUACCUGAGAACAUGAAUGAGAUCAAGAUUGCCGUGCUGGGCAGCGACGGUGUUGGGAAAUCAGCUCUCAUCGUCCGUUUCCUCACCAGGCGCUUUAUUGGCGAGUACGCGUCUUCUUCAGAACACAUAUACAGGAGGCGCCUGUCUGUGGAUGGGAGGCAGAUUAACCUUGAACUCUAUGACCCAUGCUCUCAGGCUUGUGAGGGUAAGUCUGCUUUAAACGAGCAGAUCCACUGGGCCGACGGUUUCAUUCUAGUCUACGACAUCAGCGACCGCUCCUCCUUCCUCACUGCCAAGGCCUUAGUGCAUCUAAUCAGAGAGCUGCGCCUGGGAUCUGCCAAAAGGGACGCCGACUCGCUCAUAUUCUUGGUGGGCAACAAGCAGGACCUGUGCCACAUGAGGGAGGUGCAGCGCGAAGAGGGUCAGCGCCUGGCCGCCGAGUUUCGCUGCCAGUUCUACGAGCUGUCGGUGGCGGAGCACUACCAGGAGGUGGCGCUCAUAUUCUCCAAGGUGGUGCAGAGCGCCAGCCUGAGCAGCAAAGCCAAGGAUCGCAGGAGACGCCCCAGCGGCUCCAAGUCCAUGGCCAAGCUCAUCAACAACGUCUUCGGCAAGAGGAGGAAAUCGGUGUGACGUGUUACGGAUGCAAGGACGGCUGUCAAUCAGGGCUGGACCAAUGGCCUCGGAGCCUCUAGCUCAGCUUUGUAUCUAUGAUUCUGUUCUGUGUUGCUGUUGAUUAGCAUUGAACUGACAUAUAUAUACGUGUGUAGACAGAUGUUAUACGGUAGUACAAUACUCUCUGAGCCUGCUUCCUGCCUCCAGCUCAUGCUUUAGCUCUUUAAAAUCAUUGGACGUCUUUCAGACGGGACAUGUCCUGAAUCAUUUCAGCCAAAGCUGCCAACUUUUAAGAUAAAAAGCUGGUGACAUUUUAAUCCGAGAAAAACAAAUGAAGUCUACGCCACGCUGCAUGACUUCAGCUAUGUAAUCUGAUAUGGGAUCAGCCUUUUCAGUGUGUACUGUCACUGUGUCUUUUUAACUCUGAGAUAAAUGCAAAGACUAAAGGAGGAAACACAUGUAUACAAUUAUAUCACUGCAUUUUAUGUAGAAUGGAAAUAACUUGUACAGAACGUGCUGUUCUAGUCGACUCAGAGGUUAAGAAAAACAGGACUAAGACGUUUUUUAACAAACUGAAAUGUACAGAGAUCAACUACGACAAAAUGUUGUUUCUCGUGGACGCAAAGGACUCAAGACGCAAACGCCGCACAAUCUUACGGGGACCAGAGUGAGAGCUCUUACUUUAGCAGCAACGACUUGGAUCUAAACCAGGUUCCAGUUUAUUUUCUGCUCUUGUAGCAAACUUGGUGGAACUUCAGCAGAACGGUCUUUAAAUUAGCACGAAUGACGUCGCCUUUCGAUGGGUGUGCUGUUUGUCGAUGGCCGAUGCUGCCGGUGCUCGAGUCAGUGGCUUGACUUUAAAGACAGGA
Molecule: messenger RNA, 1609 nt
Organism: Toxotes jaculatrix (banded archerfish)
Lineage: Eukaryota; Metazoa; Chordata; Actinopteri; Toxotidae
Gene: rergla
Product: RERG/RAS-like a
Exons: 5
Coding region: 141-758 (205 amino acids)
Molecular function (GO): GTP binding; GTPase activity
Source: RefSeq, a predicted model, not a curated record